Portunus trituberculatus (swimming crab) is the source of this 1185-nucleotide messenger RNA. RefSeq lists its product as uncharacterized. The transcript has 2 exons. The record is from RefSeq and is a predicted model, not a curated record. NCBI's taxonomy places the organism in Eukaryota, Metazoa, Arthropoda, Malacostraca, Decapoda, Portunidae. Bases 171 to 497 code for a protein of 108 amino acids. Gene Ontology annotation, molecular function: protein heterodimerization activity.
AAGGCCCGGCUCAGGAGUGAUCCUGAGUCGUCUGUAGUAUCAAGAUCAAGAUUAAGAUCAAGAUAAUUUUCAAUCGUAAGCGCGGCGGCAGAUCAAGAUCAAGAGCAACACCAAUAGCAGCAGCAAGUUAUUCCCGAUUUAAACGUGCCCUGACCUGAGCAGCGAGCAGGAUGAGGAUUCCUUCCAAGGCAGCGGUACAGAAGAUCGUGACGAGACACAGGAAGAAAGAGGCGCGUGUGUCAAAGCGAGCCGCGGCGGAGUUGUACCUAUUCUACCUGGUCUUCCUGAAAAAACUCGCCAAGGCCUGUGACAGCUACGCCAUAGAACAAAGGAAGGUUGUCAUUGGGGAAGAAAUUGUCAGAAGAUGUGCUCCUAAACUUCUGAAGAGUCUGAGCUUCAUUGAAAAUUUGAAGAGCACGCUGCCUCCAGAACUAGUCAGAGAGAUGGUCACCGAUGUCUCAGAGAGUGAUGACGAGCUUGUAUCAGAUGAAGAAUAAAAGGUGUUGUGCUGAAAGUUGAGAAGACAUAAAUUUGUUUAGGAGGAUUUUAAGUUACAUUGAAAAAUAUAGUGCUUUGCUUACCUGCAACAUAAUCUUUAUUUAUUUAAGGUAUUUGCUUGAUGUUGAUGCUGGUGGAUGUCUUUAAAGUACAAUAAUGUAUACAGAUAUUUGUGAAUGUGUCAUUUUCAUCCACAUUUGAGUAAAUAUGAAAUUGAUACAUUUGUAUGAUCAUUAGGAAAUAUGUGAAGCAUACGAUGGUACAAACCAUUGUAUCACACUCACCUAAGGUUUUCCUCUGUGAUUGCUGUGUUUGGUAGUCUACUGAACGCAAGGAAGAAUGAAGACAGGUUAACUUUUUUCUGUGCAUUUGUGUGUGUGUGUAUUCUCAUGCCAUGGUUCACCUUAGAGUGUUCAUUUAAGAAUUUAGCUUAGUAAAGGUUAUUUUAGUACAUAGUCUUAAAUCAAAGUGUUCUGAUUUUAAUGCAUACAUAUAGUUUUACACUUACUGCACUUUAUAUUUCGUGAUUAGUUUCAAUGUAAAACCGUGGUCAAUAAACCACUAUUGGUACUAGUGUGUGUGUGUGUGUGUGUGUGGGAAAGGGGGGAUGGACAGCAAAUACUUAAAGGAUUAGAAACAUUAUUGUAGAGGAAAUGGUAAAGAUGUGAAAUGCAAAAUUAUUAGUAA